UUUCGAAAACAGAAAAACAAGAUUUUUAAAUUAUCUUACGAUUUUGGGAUCACGGGUACAACAUAUGGGAAUAAAAAUGACUAGGCAGCAAGGUCUUCAUCCUUUGCCUAAUGCAUGUAUGAUGUGCUAAAAAUAAAUUUACCUGGCACUCGCUGUGGCGGGAAUUUAAUUUUUGUUUGAACCUCAAUGACCUAAUUUUAAUAGGUUUGGAUUCAUUAAAAUACACAUUGAACGACUUUUAGAACCAGUUAAAUUAUAUUGUUUAUGGAUUUAAUACUCUGUAAUAAAAAUGCAGUAUGCUUCAAGGAAAGAUAUUGAGGAUCUGCUAGAAUUAUUAAGUACAACGAGGGACAUCGAAGUUCAAUCCAAAAUAUUCUCUUUAUUCUCCUGCUACUUGGUUUCUAGGAAUAGUACACACAAGGACUUGAUCAUCACGAGUCACUAUGUUUAUGAUGGAAUAUACGGCAUAUUGAGCUGCGGCCUGCCAAAAAAGGUGACGAUAGCCUUGAACUUCGUUUCGGCGUUGGUAUUCGAGGCUGAAGACGAGGCUUGCACGACGAAACAGACCUUAGUGCUGCAUGCGCGGAAUAUGAUGAGAGUCAGCGGCUGCUUGGCUAUUAUGUCCAAUAUUUUCAAUAGCUGCAUGGUGCAUCAUGAAACUUGGACAGCACUUUGUCGAUGUCUCUCUGAAGUAUGCAGCCACUCCCGGGAGAACCAAAGUUAUUGUUCGGACCUUAUUACUACGGGAAUCCGCCGUUGUACAGCAGGGGACACAGAAUCCUAUCAAGUCCUACAAAGCUUGUUACAUAAACAUGACCAAAAUACACAGCAGUUCAUUGAAAGCAAUGGGUUCACCAUAUUAACAAGGGACAAAUUACAUAAUGCCUCUUGUUUGAAACUCGUUAACGUGAUAGCCCAAAACUCAAAAGCUGUUAUACUGCUAGUGAAUAAAACAGAAGUCAUCGAAAUUCUACGGGAUUUCUUGAAUCUGUAUGGAAAAGAAUCCACGAUUGGACAAUGGGCAACUUUAAUAUUAUACAAUAUUAAAACACUAUUUAAAGAACUAGACAAACAGGAAACUAAAGUAAAUUUUGACCUCCACUAUUAUUUUAAUAAUGAUAAUACGAUACAUAAACAAAUAUCAUUCAAAGAUUUUGACAAAGAACCCAAAGAAACUAAAGCAAAUGCUGCAUAUAGAUUUUGUGUGAAUAAUGAAACCAUUACCAAUUAUAUGACGCACCAUGACGAUACUACAGAACUUUUUCAAAAUGUAUUUCGAGAACUCAAACGAAGUCAAAGAUACGACGUCAAUAUCGCUGCAACGGCACGCAGUGAGAAUAGCAUUAGACAAAACAUAAAAAGUAAAGCUAUUAGUAAUUUAAUGAAACCCCCUUAUUCUUCUUCUGUAAAAAAAAUGAGAACAUGUUUUAGAACGGAACGUCCAAAUUUAUCUGUUCGUUCUCCAAACAGAGUUAUUAAACAUUUAGGCAUUUCUCCAAAAAAACUGCGUCAUGAUCUUUCAUUUUCGUUUCUACAAAACGACAGUUUCAGUUUCAAUAAAAACCCUAAAUAUAGAAACCAACAACAAAUUAUAAGUUUGAUAUCAUCACAUACAGAAAAACCAUUUCUUGUAACAAAUACAAGUGUUAAUAUCAAACAGGAUAUGCAAGUAAAUAAUGAAACGAAGAAAAAUAUAUACAAUUCGAAUAUAACUAAAUACGAAGAAAUCAUAAAGCAAAAUGACGAAGAUUUUACAAUAGAAUUUAUGCCAACUAUUGUUUCUACACCAAAAAGAACAAAGCAACAAUUUCGUAAUUCAAGGGAAAUUAUAAAAGAAGAACGCCAAAACGGGCUAGAUUCGAUAAAACACCAAAGAUCAUCUAUGAAAGUUGUUAAAAACAAAUCAUUUAGUGGUAGAUUUUUUAGCGCCAUAAACGACUCCUGCACAAUGUUUGUAAAAACUGUCAAAAAUAUUUUUACAACUAAAAACAUAGACGAAGAUACAGAUCAGACAACAAAAGACGAUCAAAGCGCAGCCAUAAAUGUAAACACAAAGAAAGCUCAUUCCAAUUAUAGUUUUAUGCAUUACAUGCAACGUCGAGAUGCUAUGAUGCACAAUCAGUGUGGAGAACUUAGUACUAAGAAGAGCGCUAGUUUGUGCGAAACUUGUAACGACACAGAGCUGCUGAAGCGUAAAUUAGAAAAAGAUUAUAAACUUAAACAAACUGUAAAGAAACUUAAAUUUGGUAUUAAUUUAUAUGGCUGUGAUUUUAAGAAAAUAUCUUCAUCAAUGUGGCCCCGCGACUCAUAUAUGACCCCUACAGUUUUAUACAAUCUUUACAGAAAGUUGAUUGUUAAAUAAUAAAGAUUUCGAUUAAAAGUAUAAAGUGUAUAGUUUAAAUAGUAAAAAAUAAAAUACGUAUGAAUAAAUUUUCUAUCG
This is a messenger RNA of Amyelois transitella, 2440 nucleotides long. RefSeq lists its product as uncharacterized. Bases 290 to 2362 code for a protein of 690 amino acids. The transcript is spliced from 9 exons. Lineage: Eukaryota; Metazoa; Arthropoda; Insecta; Lepidoptera; Pyralidae. The record is from RefSeq and is a predicted model, not a curated record.